GUCUCCUCCACCGCCCCAUAACGCCUGAGAGGCUUCUCGGCUUCCAGAUGAACAGACAGAGAUUGCUUUAACUCCAUUGCUGUUCCCCGCGGGCAGGUCCAGGGGUCUGGUUCACUCCAUCCCUGCUGAAGGCUGCGGGGAGGAAGGCAGCUCAGAUCGGCAGUGUUUUAAUGGGCCCGGCGUUGCUGAGGAAGCUGCUCCAUCUCUUCAAUCUCCAGCACCUGAAAGCUCCCAACUGCCUCAAAAACCAAGAGAUGCCUAAGGAUCAGCAUGAGGUGGUUGUAAUGGGGACACCCCACACCUCAACUUCUUCGACAACCACCAUAAUCACCAUGCCUGAGAUCUCCAAGCCUGAUUAUGUGGUCUGGUCUCUGUUCAAUACACUCUUCAUGAACUUCUGCUGCCUGGGUUUCAUAGCCUAUGCCUACUCUGUGAAGUCUAGGGACAGGAAGAUGGUGGGUGAUAUGACUGGGGCCCAGGCCUUCGCCUCCACUGCCAGGUGCCUGAACAUCAGCUGCCUGAUCCUCUCCGUCGUCAUGGUCAUCCUCUUCAUCACUUUCUUUGCCACUAGAAGCUUCUACCCCCGGCUUCCUUGAAGCAGGCUGAUUCAGACUUGACCAUGCUGCCACUGAGAAUGAGACCACCUGGGGUGGAGCCUUCCAACCUAGAUGGCUCUAUUGUUCUAUCACCUGCCACUGCUCUUCUCCAAGACACUGCUACCUGCUGAGAGGCCCCUGAGCUAUUCCAGAGAAAGCAUCUGGCAGAUCCACCUACAGGCUGGCAGCAGGCAUCAAGAAUGGAUUGGUGGGGGAUGGGCCUUCCCCCUUUAUAAGCACAGACUCUUAGUAAACUUUGGGCCUUGAUC
Molecule: messenger RNA, 865 nt
Organism: Mus musculus (house mouse)
Lineage: Eukaryota; Metazoa; Chordata; Mammalia; Rodentia; Muridae
Gene: Ifitm7
Product: interferon induced transmembrane protein 7
Exons: 3
Coding region: 255-596 (113 amino acids)
Cellular component (GO): membrane
Source: RefSeq, marked validated